AUGCAUUCAAAAAUCUUGGGCCCGGUUCUCUUUCGUCAACUCUCGCAGCAACUCGCUUUUUCAGCUGUGAGACUCACAUUUACAAGGCAGUUGUGUGCUUUGCGCGCAACUCAGCCAGUCAUCGAAGUGAACGCCACGGCUUCUGCUCGCUGGCGCCAACUUGAUUCCACUUCGGAAGAGUCUGGUUCGCAGUCAGGUCAAAGCGCAAGCUUGUCGGGAUCAAACGUCAUGAGUAGCUCAGAAGAAGUUUCAUGGAUCACUUGGUUCUGCGGGCUUCGGGGGAAUGAAUUCUUUUGUGAGGUCGACGAGGAGUAUAUUCAGGAUCGGUUCAAUUUGACCGGGCUCAAUGAGCAAGUCCCAAAGUAUCGUCAAGCUCUCGACAUGAUUCUAGAUCUUGAACCAGAAGAUGACAUAGAGGAUAACGCCACAAACACUGAUCUAGUUGAGCAAGCUGCUGAAAUGUUAUAUGGAUUGAUUCAUGCGAGAUACAUCCUCACGAAUCGCGGAAUUUCACAGAUGGUCGAAAAGUGGCGUGAUAAUGAUUUCGGAGUGUGCCCCCGAGUCUACUGUGAGAACCAGCCAAUGCUUCCAAUCGGAUUAUCUGAUGUUCCUGGGGAGGCCAUGGUGAAGUUGUAUUGCCCUCGCUGCAACGACGUCUUCGUUCCACGUUCUUCGCGUCAUCAGCACACAGAUGGAAGCUAUUUCGGCACCGGCUUUCCACAUAUGUUGUUCUUCGUGCACCCAGAUCUUCGUCCUCGCCGACCAGUAACUCAAUUCGUUCCAAAACUCUACGGUUUCAAAAUUCACCCAGUUGCUUACGGUGGGCAAGAUGGAAACAGUUCAACGGUAAAUGCAUCCAGUAAUGCUCAGAGUAAUGCUGCUCCUACUGGCCAACCAGCGGGACAAUUCAACAAUUAUGGCCUUUAA
Caenorhabditis briggsae is the source of this 927-nucleotide messenger RNA. It is a transcript of the gene Cbr-kin-10, whose product is annotated as Protein CBR-KIN-10. Gene Ontology annotation, cellular component: cytoplasm; protein kinase CK2 complex. The coding region runs from base 1 to 927 and encodes 308 amino acids. The transcript has 7 exons. Lineage: Eukaryota; Metazoa; Nematoda; Chromadorea; Rhabditida; Rhabditidae. Gene Ontology annotation, molecular function: protein kinase regulator activity. The record is from RefSeq and is a predicted model, not a curated record.